Molecule: messenger RNA, 893 nt
Organism: Monosiga brevicollis MX1
Lineage: Eukaryota; Choanoflagellata; Craspedida; Salpingoecidae
Exons: 4
Coding region: 1-678 (225 amino acids)
Source: RefSeq, a predicted model, not a curated record
AUGGCUUCGGGUCGGCCCGAGGUUGUGGGCAUUGAUGACUACGAUCAAAGUGAGCAGGACGAGGAGUUGCCGCUGUCGCCGCCGCUGGUGCCAGCGGCUUUUCAAGGGGGUUGCAGUGGGCGGGAGAAGAAGAAUUUCAACCAGAGUGCUCGGCAUAUUGGCCGCAUCGAUGCCCGGCAUGUACGCAAAGUCGUGUUGACCGAGGAGGAGUUGGCCGAGCAGUAUCGCCUCCAGCAAGAGGAAAUUGCUCGGCAGGAUGCCGAAUUUGUUGAACGUUUGCAAGAAGAGGAGCGUCAGGCCGCACUGUUGCGCGAGCAAGAGGCUGAAGCUGCUGCCCGCCACAUUCAAGAGUCGCUCAAGAUUGAAGAUAGCGCCGGUAGCUUUGAGCCGGCAGCACCCACCGAAGCCGACCUCACCAACUCGGCAGCGACAACAGACGCCGAAUCAAAUCUUGAGGAUGAGAAAGAGCAAUUCGGCUUUGAUAUUUCAGUUUCGGAUGAGGCAUUGGCCCGGGAGCUGCAGGAGCUCGAAGAGGCUCGCGCUGCCGCACAAGUGGCUCAAACACCUUACCCGAAGGCGACCAUUUCCGUAGCUGAACUUCACCAUCAGCAAAAGGAGAUGGCAGCACUCGAGCAGCAGCAACGCGACGCCGUCUUUGCACGUUCCCUGGCCGAAUGACGGGAGCUUUUUUUUUUUGCUCUGGAUUCAUGAGCAAAACCGCUGAUAUGACCGGGCAUGACAUGCCAUGCCUUUCUCUCUCUUUGGCGUGAGAGCCAUAUAUCUUUUGUAUUUUUUUUGGGCGGGGGCAGUUUGUUCUCAUUUCUUCAAGUUUCCGCGGACGAUCCAGUGGGCUGCGGCGCAGCAGAGGGUCUUUUAUGCAAUUUACUGUUGAC